UUUCUUUUUUUUACAGAACUGACACCGCAGGCACUUGCCUAACAGGAGUGACACCGACCUCAGGGCUCCCACACACAAGGGGAGAAAGAAGGCGAGCGCACAGCGGCAGAACAACACUUUAGUACGUUUACACCCGGUGACCUUCAGGGUAGAAGAGACAAGGCUCGUAGACUACAGGGAAAGGGGCUUCCUAUAGCAUCAUCACCGACGGAGGAGCUUGACGGAUGGCAGACUGGGACUUAUCAGUCACUGUGGAGGAGCUGGGCUCAGAGGCCCCCGCCCUUUCCAUCAGUGUGACCUCUGACCUUCAUAUAGGGGGCGUCAUCCUCAAGCUUGUGGAGAAGACACAGAUAAAGCGUGACUGGUCCGACCAUGCCCUGUGGUGGGAGCAGAAGCAGCAGUGGCUGCUGCGCACCUCCUGGACCCUGGAGAAGUGUGAGAUCCACGCCGACGCCAGCCUGGUCUUCAUGCCCCAGCAUAAGCCCCUGAGGCUGGGCCUGCCCAACGGCGCCACCGUCAGGCUGCGAGCCUGCUUCUCAGGGCCCGUGUUCCGCACCUUGCUGGGCAUCUGUAGGAUACUGAACAUCCGACACCCAGAAGAGCUGUCCCUGCUCCGCCCUCUGGAGGAGAAGAAGAAGAAGAAGGAGAGGGACGCCUUGGACGAGGUCUACGACCUCACAGAGGUGCCCCUCGCGUCAGUGUCCCAGGCCUGCCUGUACAACGGCAUGCCGGCCCACUUCGCCGACUCGCCCCAGACGGAGGCCGUGUACCGGAUGCUGUCGGUGCCCCAGCCCGCCCCCACGCCCGAGCUCAUCAGCAAGCAGUACCGGGCCGCCAGCGUGGUGGACAAGGCACACAUCAACAGCAGGUGGCUGGACUCCUCCCGUUCCCUGCUGCAGCAGGGGGUCCAGGAGAACGACCGGCUGUGGCUACGCUUCAAGUACUCCACCUUCUACAACCUCGAGCCCCUGUAUGACGCGGUGCGUCUCGCCCAGCUGUACGAGCAGGCCCGCUGGGCCGUCCUGCUGGAAGACGUUGACUGUACUGAGGAGGAGAUGAUGCUGUUCGGGGCGCUGCAGUACCACAUCAGCAAGCGCUCGCUGUCGGAGCCCCAAACGGUGACCGCCAACGCGGCCAUGGAUGACCUGGAGACGGCCCUGCUGUCCCUGGAGGUCAAGCUGGACGGGGACAGCCACACCGCCAACGACAUGCUGGACAACAUGGCAGCACCAGAACUAAGUGACUAUCUGAAAAUAUUCCGGCCCAAGAGAUUGACCCUGAAGGGCUACAAGCAAUACUGGUUCAAGUUCCAAGACACCGGCAUCUCUUACUUCAAGAGCAAAGAGGAGAGCGUGGGAGAGCCCAUCCAGCAGAUCCACCUCAAAGGCUGCGAGGUCGCCCCAGACGUCAACGUGGCCGGACAGAAGUUCCUCAUCCGGCUCCUGAUCCCGGCCCCGGAGGGCAUGACCGAAGUCUACCUGCGCUGCGAGAACGAGGAGCAGUAUGCCCACUGGAUGGCGGCAUGCCGGCUGGCGUCCACGGGGCGGAGCCUGGCCGACAGCAGCUUCCAGAGCGAGAUCCAGAGCAUCCGCUCCUUCCUGGCCAUGCAGAAGACCCACGGCAACAGCUCGGUGCCCGCCGCCGACGACGCCAUCAACCCCCACAGCCUGGUCUCGCCGCGCUACCAGAAGAAGUACAAGGCCAAGCAGCUCACCCAACGUAUCCUGGAGGCCUACCAGAACGUGGCCCAGCUCUCCUGGAACGACGCCCUGCUCCGCUUCUUGCAGAUCUGGCAGGCGCUGCCAGACUUCGGCCUCUCCUACGUGGUCGUCAGGUUCAAGGGCAGCAGGAAGGACGAGGUGCUGGGAAUCGCCCCCAACCGGUUGAUCCGCAUCGACCUGGGGGUGGGCGACGUGGUCAGGACCUGGCGCUACAACAACAUGCGCCAGUGGAACGUCAACUGGGACAUACGACAGGUGGCCAUCGAGUUCGACGGUAACGUGAACAUCGCCUUCGGCUGCGUGACGGCCGACUGCAAGAUCGUCCACGAGUUCAUCGGGGGCUACAUCUUCAUGUCCACGCGGACGAAGGAGCAGGGCGACACCCUCAACCAGGAGCUCUUCCACAAGCUGACAGGGGGCCAUGAGGCCCUCUGAGGCCCCGAGACCCCUAUGAGGCUCUAUUUUAGACCCUGUGGGACCCUAUUAGGCCCUGUGAGGCAGGGGCCACACACCGGCCCCGCGUUCCUCUUUGUCUCAACCGAAUGGGAGCUCUGGGGGCCAGGAACCUGUGGCUAGUAGAGCCCGACUUAGCUGCCUCUGGUUGCAUAUGGCCGACCUACGAGGGAUAAAGGCCGCUUUGUAUCUCAUUAAUGUAUUAUCUACUCAUAAAUUAUACUAUAGAAAUUAAACAAAACGCCUUUGUGGGAUACAAAGCGACAUUUUAAUCAGAUCGUCUCACAGCUAUCGGAGUCAAUUCCAGGUCAUGUUAAAAAUCGAUUUGCCAUGUUACCAUAAUAGGGAAGAGAAGAUAAUAAUAAUCAAUCUUUCCAGUCUAAAUUGUCUAUUUUGCAAUGAACAUCUUCCCUAAAAGGUUGAUUGAUAAUCACACAAACGAUCUUUUGGCUCUUCUGAAAAUCAUUUUCAAGUAAUUUAAUUCUUUGAGGCUCUGCCAACUGAAAGGUGGCUGACCAAUGUGCCAAUAGAAGUGCGAGUUGGCAAGUGUUGCUUAGAUACUGUGCGAAAUACUGGGUUUGAAAUACAACUGAUAUCUUUGUUGAAGAAUUUUUCCCACAUUUGAUCUCAUCAGUGGAUGAGUCCAAACCUAUGCUUAUUAAACGCAAUCAUUGUACCAGUCAUUCUCCUUUAAUAAAUAAUUAAGGCAGUCACUUUGUUAUUCACAGCCCCAGUUUCGGGUGGUUUAUUACAGGAAGCUUUGAGGAGGUUGUUAUCCACUAUCUUCCUGGCCACGCUGUAUCUUGGAGUAACAGUUGUGGCAGUCUGUUAGCGAAUAAACCCACAAUGUCCGCCUGCCCCAUAUCUGGUAAACAUCCUCUGUGUUCAUCUGUCUUUCUGUCCCUUACACUCUGGCCUCAUGUCAUUGAGUGUGUUUCUUUGACAAUAGUCGGCCACAUUAGUGCCACUAUAGUACGGGCUUCCAACAGCCAUUCUCCCUCAAUGUUGAUCACAUCAACAUAAAGAUAUGUUUUCUCUCUUUGGCGAACACAGACAAAGGCUUAGGGUUAUGGGUUAGGAUUAAUCGCCCGUCAGGGUUAACGAUUUUAAAGUAGACAAACAUAGACAAAGUUACGUUUUAAACCCAAACGGGAUGUGUCGGUCGCGACUGAUUCGUUACAAAGAACGAAUCCCGAACGUGAACGACAAGAACUGGUUCCCCAAAACAAGAAGAACUGGUUCUUUGAUUCUUUUUUUUUUAACAUCAACCAAACAUAUGGUCACGUAAAUAAAAUAUACAAACGAACAGAGCUCCGUCUCCCCGCGACUUAUAUUGAUUGAGUCUACAACUUCCUCAAAGAUUCAGCCAAUGAGAGGUAGCAAUGGUGUUGGAAUGGCACCUGGGUAAACCAAUGACAAGGCGGUACCGUCGAAUAUGCGCGCUUACUCUCUCUGACGUAUCUUGGGUCAUACCAUUCGACUCAUAUAUCCCCCUACAUUUUUUCGAAAAUAGACUUGACCUCCAUCUGUUUAUUGGAUAAACACAUUUCCCAAUCCCAGGAGUCUUUGCUCCAUUCUACGUCAAUUUAAGAACAAACAAAGAAAUUAAACUGCAGUUCGUAUUUUUUAUUUAUGACCAUGCAAGUUCUGUAAUGCCUGAACAAUGAAGAAUUAAAUGUAAAGUAAAAUAAAAUUAUAAAUGUAAAACCAUGAAUGAAAUAUAGAGAGUAAGCAAGUGGUAUAAAUAUUGGUGGGACGUUCG
Gadus chalcogrammus (walleye pollock) is the source of this 3936-nucleotide messenger RNA. RefSeq names its product FERM domain containing kindlin 3b (gene fermt3b). The coding region runs from base 225 to 2156 and encodes 643 amino acids. The record is from RefSeq and is a predicted model, not a curated record. Gene Ontology annotation, molecular function: integrin binding. Gene Ontology annotation, biological process: cell-matrix adhesion; platelet aggregation; regulation of cell-cell adhesion mediated by integrin. NCBI's taxonomy places the organism in Eukaryota, Metazoa, Chordata, Actinopteri, Gadiformes, Gadidae. Gene Ontology annotation, cellular component: cell-substrate junction. The transcript has 15 exons.